AUGGAAGAUCUGGACGAUGCUCUCUUCGACUACAUGCUAGGCUUCAUUCCUCCGGAAGAUGCCUGCAAGCUUGCCAUUUUGUCAACAACCCUGAGGAACUUGGUAGAUAGGAGUCUCCGCUGGAAGACUUGGUGCGAGCAGGAUAGCCCUUCGUUGACGACACCCCUUGCAAAGGAGCUUGUUGAAGCGCACUAUGGCGCAGGGCACCCUUGUGGCUACAAGCGUCUGUUUCAAAGGCUGUCAAUCAAACGGUGUGCAAGGCUGAAGCCAAGCUGCGAAUGCCAGAUGAUCAACGGCGAGGCCCUCUUUGACUUCGUCAUGAUGGUCGACGUCUAUUUGGACGAUGAGGGAAUUUUGUUCUGUUCGGCUGAGAGCAGCGAGCUUGGACAAGAGCUGCGAGGCUGCAUAGACCCGAACUGCCAGGACUUCAAGCAGGCGUGCGGGGCAGUUCUGAAAGUGGCGCACAAGUUUGUGCGUCGAGGACUCUCUGAUCUGGAUUGGAAAUUUAGCUGCUUUGUUGGACGAGACAACGUCAGCAGGGUGCUGCUCAAGAACGUGCUCAGAAGGUGGUUAUAA
Messenger RNA from Klebsormidium nitens, 576 nucleotides. The record is from the annotation of a GenBank genome assembly. Lineage: Eukaryota; Viridiplantae; Streptophyta; Klebsormidiophyceae; Klebsormidiales; Klebsormidiaceae.